AUGGAUUCACAGCCACCACAACAAUCUGCAGCACGCACAGAUUUCCUCAAAGACGACAUAACUAAGCACCUCCUCACUCUGAAAUGGACGGCCAGAUGCUUCGAAACACUGCGCGACGAUCUGCACGCUGCUAUCAAUGAACUCAGCCAGUACGACAUGAGACUUUACCUAAAGGUAGCCCAAGAGUGCGAUCAGCUCAAAUGCGACAUGGAAACUGUAAGACAGAAUUCCGAAGAGUUCACUCGUCGGGAGGCGACCCGUCCUGAUCUCAUACGGAAGCACAUCAGCGAGUCGAUGAAGCAUGUUAGGGAGCUACGCCAACUUCGACAGGAAAUUACAACCUACUACAUGGCGCAAAUGAUCGGCGAAGAAAAGAAGUGGUCAAGUCUGGAGCUGAGCCUCGACAUACACAUGUCUCAACUUGGUGGAAUCAUGCGGAGGAUUGUCCAUGCCACAGAGACCAAGUUUCAGACGGAGCAAGACCUAGCUGUCGAGCAAUCUCAGGCUGCGAAACCCACAUCAGGGCCAUCAGGGCUGGCGCCGCAGAAAGAUUAA
Molecule: messenger RNA, 555 nt
Organism: Diaporthe amygdali
Lineage: Eukaryota; Fungi; Ascomycota; Sordariomycetes; Diaporthales; Diaporthaceae
Exons: 2
Coding region: 1-555 (184 amino acids)
Source: RefSeq, a predicted model, not a curated record